AUAACACACACUAGUUUUUUCACAAGAAUGCAGCAACCCAUCAUGCACCUUCUAGCUAGCUCCUUUGUCAUCUAUAAAUAACCCAAUAUUGUAACUUCAUUCUCAUAAUCAACUCAAACAUUUCCAAGUUUCUUCAUUCUCUUCUUCUACUACAAACUAAAUCUUCAUAACAAGCUUUGAAACAUUCAAUUCAUAAUGGAGAGAGUAACAAGAUUGGUCUCACAAAGAGCAGUAGUGAUCUUUAGCAAGAGUACAUGCUGUAUGAGUCACACUAUCAAGACCCUUUUCUUUGAUCUUGGUGUAAACCCAACAGUUCAUGAACUCGACGAAGAACCCAGAGCAGGAAAAGAAAUCGAGAAAGCACUUAUAAGGUUGGGAUGUAGUCCUUCGGUACCUGCCGUAUUCAUCGGUGGUGAGCUAGUUGGUGGAGCUAACGAAGUUAUGACUCUUCAUCUCAGUAGCUCUCUCGUUCCAUUGCUAAAGCAAGCAGGAGCUAUCUGGCUUUGAUUACUACUAUAUAUAUUAAUUAUUUACUAAAUUUUGACCCUUAAUACAUAAUUGAGUUAGUUAUUGGUCAGUUAAUUUCAAGCUAAUAGCUUUGACAAUUGAUGAUCAUACUCCUUUUUGUGUGAGUUCUUAAUUAGUACUGUAAUACUCCUUUUAGUGGAGUGAUAAUAGUUAGGAAUCAGAUGCAGUAGUAAUAGCAAGAGGCACCUUUUAGUGGCCAACUUUUGCUUUUUCUGAUCUUUGCUGCAUUAUGUAUUCUCUUACUAUUUCUUGAGUUCCUUAAUUAUAAAUGAUGGAAUGAAAGUUUACUACUUUUUGAUAUAUU
Molecule: messenger RNA, 832 nt
Organism: Papaver somniferum (opium poppy)
Lineage: Eukaryota; Viridiplantae; Streptophyta; Magnoliopsida; Ranunculales; Papaveraceae
Product: monothiol glutaredoxin-S3-like
Exons: 1
Coding region: 196-507 (103 amino acids)
Source: RefSeq, a predicted model, not a curated record